Messenger RNA from Sporothrix schenckii 1099-18, 3549 nucleotides. RefSeq lists its product as uncharacterized. Bases 1 to 3549 code for a protein of 1182 amino acids. The record is from RefSeq and is a predicted model, not a curated record. The transcript has 3 exons. NCBI's taxonomy places the organism in Eukaryota, Fungi, Ascomycota, Sordariomycetes, Ophiostomatales, Ophiostomataceae.
AUGGACAACGCUUCGAACAAUGUCAUGAACACCAAUCCUCCCUAUUUCGGGCACGAUGAGACGGAACCGCCGUCCACUCUGGGGCCGUUAUUCAUUCCAGGGUCGUAUCCCACCACCGCUAUGAGCAUGGCGGCCGGCGGAAACGGAAUCCCAGAGCAUCGCCUUGCUUCGGGCAUGGACUUGCGUCCCGGCAGUAGCACCAGCUAUCAUCGACCGACAUCCCAGGGCAACACAUCGUUCCUGGGCUUGAGCAGGCCGGCUACGCCUUCAUUGCAGCCGCUCGCCAUACCCGGUGGAGGCCAUCUGCUUCCACAGCAAGGCAUUCAACACGGCCCGCAGCCUAGUGGCUAUUUGGGUGGCAUGCCGCCGUCUCACGACUUUGCCUUUGCCGGAAUGCAAGAAAGUCAAAGUCCCCUCUACAGCCAGACCGACAGCUAUGUCUCGACGCCGACCAGCGCCCGGCACUUAGUCUCCGCGCCGCCACAUACGGUCUUGUCUUUUGACGGCCGGACCUUCCCUGUCAAUAAUGGCUCGUUCAGCGCCGGUGGGUACUACGGAAUGCCCGGCAGCAAUCCGUUUGGCAACUUCAGGAACAGUGGCGUUGCCGUCGGCCCGCUCUUCGACCCGUCCACCGGCGAGACAAGCCACAACCCAAUCCAGGCCUAUCCAUCCCCUGCCUCUGCCACUCUCAUGUCCCAAAACCUCUCUCAGGCAUCCCACACCUCACAUCUCUCUUCUCACUCGGCACCUGCCUCAGCCACUGUCGCCUACCACCCCCAAUCCUUCCCGUCCACCUACGCGAGGCCUCACCACAUGGCAGGCACCUCACCGGCAGGGAUGUACCUGCCUAACGGCCUGCAGCCGUCUCUCCACCCCACAUCACCGUCGCCUUUUCCCCCAACACAAGACAACGGAGAGGUGCUGUAUGGGGUCGGCGUACAAAACAUGCCCUCUGCCGUGGCUACGCCACUCGCGUCUCCGAUGCCCCAGGGCAUGGCCCAGUCGGACUUUGUUGUUUCGCAGAACUCGCCGGACAUUGAUUUCGAGCUGCCCGAGGCCGAGUUCUCCCAAAACACAGUCAAUGCCCUUGUGGAGGCGGACAGCCAGUACAGCCAGUACGCGCCAUCGCUGCCCGUCCUGCCGAGCUUCCAAAGCCAGACAGCCCAAGAGCCACAUCCGCAACCUGCCCACGUCGGCUACGGCCCGUCUGUCCAUCACCCUGCCACGCCAACGCGCAAGCCGAGCCAGUUGACGGUGACCUCGGAGAACAGCUCCAGCUUAGACUCGUCCUCGCCCUUGUCAUCGGUCUCAGUGGCAGCUGCUGGCGGCCAUCAACAGCCCAAGUUCCGCUCGGCUCCCGCAUCGGCUCCGGCAUCGGCUGCCGGGGACGUCGCCAUGACAAAAAAAGUCGCGGGCGUGCCUGUCUCCAUGCAGAACCACUUCAACGUCGGCACCGGCAACCACAACGUCAACAAUGCCGAGGGCAGCAACGCCAAACGACGCCGCUCGGACGACCUCGAUGGCGCCACCGGCUUGUCGAAAAAGAUGGCCAAAGGCAAAAAGGCAGAUGGCUUGAGUUGCGUCCCGUGCGCCAUAAAGCGGAAGAAGUGUGACAACGGUUCUCCCUGCGAUAAAUGCAAGGGCAAGACGGCGGCGUACCCCAGAUGCGUCAGCCAAGACUUUUCCGAACAAAAUGUCUUUUUAGACGGUCUUCGCAGCGAUCUGAAAGAAAAGGCCAUCGAGAUGAUUGCUGGGGACAAGACCAUGUCGAUGAAUUACACAUCAGAUCAUGGCUUUCCACUUGGGCUGUUGUCUGAAGUGAAGUUUGGAAACGGCGACGUGUACAAGCCGCUCCUGAUGGGCGAUCCGUCGGAGGACAAGUCGUUGAACAAACCGUUCUACCAAGCCAGCAUCCUGUUACAGGCGCACGAGUUUUUGACGAUACAGUCCAACAGCGGCCUCCCGAAUGCACUCAACUUUACACCCGAGGUUGAAGACAACCUGCGCCUCAUGCAGGCCCUCAGCGCCGCUCGCGCAUUCCGUUUCAUCAAGAAAAUAUUGAACAAGAAUCGGAUGAACGAGGAGACGCCAAAGCACAGCCGACGCGCGCUCAAUAUACUGAUUCAACUCUGCAUGUUCUUUGAACAGACGCUCGCCUAUGAAAAGAUGCAGCGCAAGGAGAGUCUGCCCUUGACCGACAAGCUGGCUGCGCAGCACCGGGACCUCUCGUACCACCUUGCGUACCGCGUGCGCUUCAUGGCCGACUACACCUACGGAGAGCAGAGCGGCCUGUCCAAGUUUGUGGAGAUCAGCGCCGAGAGCGUCAAUCUGAAAGAAGGGUUCUGGGACCUGCUCCAAGCUCUGCGCAACGAUCCGUCACAGUUUCUGGUGGAACCAGGUGGAGUCCAUCUCGGCGCAGAGGGCUGGGACAUGGAGAAGAAUCUCCAUGCUCCGACGACCGCGGCCGGAAACGGCGACGCAUCCGGAGCCUCGACCGCACCGGCCGCCUUUGACACCGCGGCCAACUCGCCGGCCGCAGCAGAUCGGCCACACAUUCUUGUGACCCGUCCCACUGGCCUCGGAACACCCACCGCCCAGGCGCCGGGGCCGAGCAACGAGCAGAAGAAGAACCUGACGGAAAAGUUGAUGGCCAAUUUGGGCCGCUUGGGACCCAAAAAGAGGAAGCGGAAAGACGAUGACAUGUGGGUGGAUUCGCGCGACAUCCCGGACGCCGACAUCAUCUUUCACGUGCGCACCCCUGUCCACGACGACAAGUUUGACGACCUCAUCGGCCUGAUGCAUGACGUGCACAUUGACGCCGGCGAAGGCAGCGCCCACGGCCAUGGCGUACCACACCCAUCACACCAUGCACAGCAGGUACGCGACGACGGCCAGAUGUUCUGCACCAGCCCCGUGGGAGACGACUUGCAGUGGCCGCCGUCCGGCGAUGCGCGCAGCCCCAGUGACCUCUUUGACGGUCUCGACAUGAGCACGAGCAGCGUCCCCAACAGCUUUGACGACGGCACGGGGGACAACAGCGUUGUGCUCGACGAUCUCUAUGACAUGGAUGGGGACCGCGUGCUGGCCGCCAGCCUUCGUGCGGCCCAGGAUGCGGAUGACGCCGAACAUCGCUUCGACUACGGCACGGAGAGUGCUGAUGUCGCCAUGAGCAGUGCUGCCGUGCAUCCCGACCUCACCGAUGCGGCCGAUGUGGCCGAUGCGGCCGAUGCGAUUGCUGCUUCACCUCAGACGGCCGGUCCUAUACCGGGUCCGGUGGCUGUCGAAGUCGACGCAAGCGUAGAUGCUGGCCCUAUCCUCACCACUGCCCCUGUUGCCCCUGCUGCCCCUGCUGCCCCUGUUGCCCCCUCUGCUCCCUCGGCUCCCUCGGCUUCAUUCGUCUCGUCUGCCCCGGCGAGCGAGAGCGGAUCCGUGUCUCGGCGCCCCUCCUCGGCCCGGUCGUCCCUGCUGCUUGCUCGCUCGCGCAGCAUCCGCACACUAGCCAAAGGCAAGAAUGUCGUGAAGAAGCUGCUUGGCCGCAAGGGGGAAUAA